This is a messenger RNA of Astyanax mexicanus (Mexican tetra), 1155 nucleotides long. Its product is annotated as growth arrest and DNA damage-inducible protein GADD45 gamma. Bases 115 to 537 code for a protein of 140 amino acids. The record is from RefSeq and is a predicted model, not a curated record. Gene Ontology annotation, cellular component: nucleus; cytoplasm. Gene Ontology annotation, biological process: regulation of cell cycle. Lineage: Eukaryota; Metazoa; Chordata; Actinopteri; Characiformes; Acestrorhamphidae. The transcript is spliced from 3 exons.
CGGACACCUCACACACAUUCUGUGUUCCUCUCUCUCGCGCUCACACACACAGUCUGAAUCAAUCCCCUUUCCUAAACCGUCAGUGUCCAGCUAUAUCCUAUCCUACAGCUGAAGAUGGUCUCUGAGGGCGCGUGCCUGGUGGAAGCUAUGGUGGUUGCUCGGGAUGAGGGUCGCCUCACUGCUGGAGUUUACGAGUGCGCCAAGAUCAUGAACGAUGAUCCAGACAGUGUUGCAUUCUGUGUUCUGGCCAUGGACGAGGAAUUUGAAUGCGAUAUCGCCCUGCAGAUCCACUUCACUCUCAUCCAGGCCUUCUGUUUCGACAACGACAUCAGCAUCGUGAGAGUGAGCGACGCCCAGCAUCUUGCAGAGCUUCUGGGAGACAAAGCUGGGCAGCUGGAGGAUUCACACUGCGUGCUCAUCACGAACCCCACUGAUGGCUCGUGGGAAGACCCCGCUCUAGAGAAGCUGCACGUGUUCUGCUCGGAGAGCCGCAGCUGCCACGAGUGGGUUCCUGAGGUGACCCUGCCCGCGCGCUGAGCUGAGCUCUGCUGCUGCUGCUGCAAGUUGUGAAGGAAAUGCUCUCCUCAUUCUGAGGAUCGAGGAUUAUUUCUCAAGCUCCUGUGGAGGCUAAUGAGCGAACGCGCUCAUGCACGCAGGCCGCGCGUGGACAGGCCCGGGCGGCUCUUGUGUCGCUCCUCGUGCCCCGCGCACGUCGAGCCGAGCCCCCUCCUCGUUUGUGUGAGUGAGGGGCAGCCCGGGCCGAGAGCGAGCCGACGGCCCUCAUUCUUUGUGCGGAUGAGGUUUGGAGAGACGGAGAAGCGAGUUGGGCGGAGAACGGGCGCUGCGGAGGAGGCGCAGAGGAGGCGGGGCAUCCAGCUGAACGGGGCGGGGCUCAGAGCCGGACUGCACUCCGACCACGCCCACUUUACCCCAGUGAAGCCGCUGAAUGACGGCGCUGAACUCACUGUGGGCUAUUCAGGCUUUCCUCUCUCCAGAAGGGUCUUAUUCUCUAAAGGGUUCACUUUAGAUUCUACUGCAUAUCAGAAAGAAAGGAGGAGAAACAUCUGCAAAGGUUUCAUUGUGGAAAUAUUUCAGAUGUCAGAAAAGAAAAGAGAAAAAACGAAAAGAAAUCCAAAAGUUUUACUUUGGAAAUAU